This is a messenger RNA of Aspergillus terreus NIH2624, 954 nucleotides long. RefSeq names its product DUF3431 domain-containing protein. NCBI's taxonomy places the organism in Eukaryota, Fungi, Ascomycota, Eurotiomycetes, Eurotiales, Aspergillaceae. Bases 1 to 954 code for a protein of 317 amino acids. The record is from RefSeq and is a predicted model, not a curated record. The transcript has 3 exons.
AUGAGGCUCUCCGUCCGGAUCGCGUCCGCCACCCUUCUGAUUCUCGCCAUCGUCCUGAUCAAACGCCAUCUCGAUGGCCUUCAGGAUGACGCCCGAGUUCAGUCGGCCUUCUGGCAUUGGGAUUUCUUCAAGAACCCUCAGUCCGCCUCCCCCGACCACUCCAGUCCCCCCAAUCCAGACAUCAUCAACCAGUCGGCCUUGGACGAACCCCCGGAGCGUCCCCCACCCACCUACGAGACCACUCCCAUUAUCGUCCCCAAUGACCGGGUCAUCGUGAUCGCCAAACUGGCCUCCGAGGAUACGUCAUGGGUGAGCAACGAUCUGGCCGAAUGGCGCAACGUCAUCUACACCGUCGACGACACCAAUGCGCCCCGUCAUACCCCCAAGAACAAGGGCCGCGAAAGUCUCGCCUACCUGCAGUACAUCGUCGAGCAUUACCACGAUCUCCCUGCCACCAUUGUCUUUGUCCACAGUCACAAGGACGGCUGGCCCGCCGCCUGGCAUACUGAUACCCUCGACUACAGCAAUGUUCAGUCCAUUCGCUCCCUGCAGACCGAUUUUGUCCAGCGAAACGGGUACGCCAAUCUACGCUGUCAAGAAACCCCGGGCUGUCCGGACGAAAUCCGCCCGUUCCGCGAACCCCGGCCCGGCAAAGCCUCCGAAAAAGCCUACGCCCAGGCCUGGGAGGAGCUCUUCAACAACACCGACGUGCCCGAGGUGAUCGGUGUCCCGUGCUGUUCGCAGUUCGCCGUGUCGCGCGACCAGGUCCUGAAGCGUUCCCUGGACGAUUACGAGCGAUACUACAACUGGGUGUUGACGAAUAAAUUGUCCGACGAUGUGACCGCCCAUAUUAUGGAGUAUACCUGGCAUAUCAUCUUCGGGAUGGAUCCGGUGUACUGCCCUGACGCCUUCCAAUGCUACCAAGAUGUCUACGGCGACCAAUAUUUCUGGUAA